AUGGAUUUGAUACAAAUGCUGCUUAAUCUUGUGGUGCCGCCGCUUGGCCUCGUCUUCCUGCUGUUAACCUGGCCUGCGGUCGCGUUCCUGAGCUUCUGGCGAUGGAUUUUCAGCUACGCGCUCGCGGAAAAUGUCCGCGGCAAGGUCGCCGUCAUCACUGGGGCUUCUUCCGGGAUUGGAGAGUACAUGGCUUAUGAGUAUGGCAAGCGUGGAGCCAAGGUGGUGCUUUGUGGGAGGCGAGAGAAUCAACUCAAGAACGUCCAGGAGCGCGUUGGAUCCGAGGGUGCUACUGAUACUCUGGUGGUUGUCGCCGACGUUUCUAGGGAGGAAGAAUGUAAGAAGGUUGUGGAUGAGACGAUCAACACCUUGGGAAAAAUUGAUCACCUUGUCUGCAAUCAUGGUAUUGCGAACAGCUUCUUCGUCGAGGAAGCGAAAGGUUUGGAGAUCUUCCGCAAGAUCAUGGAUGUGAAUUUCAUGGGUUGCGUCUAUACUACAUACUUCGCUUUGCCUCAUCUCCGCAAGAGCCGAGGAAAGAUUGUCGUCACGGCCUCGACUGCGUCCUGGCUUCCCAUCCCGAGGAUGUCAAUCUACAACGUAAAGUUUGUAUUUCUUUGCUCGUCUCAAACAAGGAUUUUCUAG
This is a messenger RNA of Selaginella moellendorffii, 639 nucleotides long. RefSeq names its product 11-beta-hydroxysteroid dehydrogenase-like 5. The transcript has 4 exons. Bases 1 to 639 code for a protein of 212 amino acids. NCBI's taxonomy places the organism in Eukaryota, Viridiplantae, Streptophyta, Lycopodiopsida, Selaginellales, Selaginellaceae. The record is from RefSeq and is a predicted model, not a curated record.